AUGCCUCGUCCCGCGCUUCAUAUCGGCCCGAAGAAGUUAGUUGAGUCCCUGACACCGAAGCUCGAACCCGGGCUAUACCGUACACAAUCGAGCGCCCUACACGAUCUCCAAUUUACUGGUGACCUUCAGCUAUGGCCGGGCUUUUUGAGUGCUGUGCAGACCACACACCAGAGCCAUACCUGGCGCAAUGAGGUCCUAGGCCUGACACUUCAGACACGAGACCCCUAUACUUACGGAAACGUCGAGGUUGGGGACGAACAUGGUGUCCAAGGCCGGUUCCACAAAUACUUCGGCGAUGUGCUUAACACUAUCUUCACAUCACAGUCAAAGGGAAUACGCUUUGCAGAUUUCAAAUGCGUACAGUCUACUUUCAUCGGCACGCCUGAUGUGAUCUUGAAGGAUGAUAAUCACGUUUUGAAGGUCAUUGGGGAGCUCAAGGUACCGUGGGUUCGCGAGCACUUACUGGAAGAUAAGCUCAACGACGAUGACGAGCUAAGGAAUAUACUCGCUCAGCUAAUCAAGUACAUGCAGAAGCUAGGCUGUGUGUAUGGAUUUCUCAGCAACUACAAAGAGACGAUCUUCCUAAGACUGCUCGUUAACAACUAA
Messenger RNA from Penicillium angulare, 606 nucleotides. RefSeq lists its product as uncharacterized. Lineage: Eukaryota; Fungi; Ascomycota; Eurotiomycetes; Eurotiales; Aspergillaceae. The record is from RefSeq and is a predicted model, not a curated record. The transcript has a single exon. Bases 1 to 606 code for a protein of 201 amino acids.